GAAGCUUCGCUCGGCUAAGGGAGAAUCGUAGCACAACAGCAUUGGCAUGCUAAGUAAGAAACAGCUGGUGGCUGAGGCGCCAUCGAGAGGGGAAAUAUAGUGAAAGCUCAAUGACUUUUUUUUUUUUACUGUGUUCAGUAUUCCAGUGAUGCUGCAGUGGCGUAAAAAAAUAAAUGUACCUUUAAAAAGGCUGAGCCAAGUGACUGCUGCCGAAGACAAAAGGGGAUGAAUGUACCUUUGCUGAUGAAGAUGAGGGUGCAGCCUGCUGUUUUGUUUUGUUACGUUACCAGGAUCCACAAGUGAAUAAAUCAAUUUGCUAACAUCUUAGCCAGUUUUGUACCAUGUUAUAGGGUACUAAUGGAUUUCAGCUUUAUUUGUGGAGAAAAUGAAUAUGUAUCUGACAUUCAGUUCUCCGGCUUUUAACUGUGCUGAUGGAAAUAAUAUUGCUGUCCAAUAACAACGAAUCUACUGCUAUCCUAAUUGUUUUUUGUUAUGAAGAAUUGCAAACAUUAAUAUGCUAACAUGUGGAAGAUUGUAGUUAGAUUGGUUUUCACAUGAAUUUUUCUAAAAAAGCUAUAGUUACAAGGUGCUUAAACAAACUUCAAAAUUAUGGCUGAAAAAGAGAGGUGAACAGGUUUUGGAUGUACUUGAAAAUAUGAUUGUUGGUGGGUUUAUUCACAUCUCCUGGAAGAUUUGGAGUUUUUGGUCAAUUUUAUUCAUACCACUUGGAAGAUUUUGGAUUUUUUCUCAAUCUUGCAUUUUACAUGUGCUGCCCAGGAUCCCUUCAGUGUCGGAUGGAGAUAAGGAAGGCAAGGGAGCCCAGUAAUAAACGGGUCAGGCCUCUUUCUAGAGUGACAUCACUAGCAAGUUUAAUUCCUCCUGUCCGAGCAACUCCUUUGAAGCGAUUUGGUCAGUCUCUUCAGCGCUCCAUCAGUUUUCGCAGUGACAGUCGGUCUGAUCUUCUUGCAUCACGUCCUUGGACUAGAAAUGUACCUCCAGCUAUCACCAAGCGAAGAGACAGUAAACUCUGGAGUGAGACCUUUGAUGUCUGUGUCAAUCAGGUGCUCACAUCCAAAGAAAUCAAGCGCCAAGAGGCUAUUUUUGAACUUUCACAAGGAGAAGAAGAUUUGAUAGAAGACUUGAAAUUAGCAAAGAAGGCUUACCAUGACCCAAUGCUUAAGCUCUCCAUACUGUCAGAACAAGAACUGAACCAAAUUUUUGGAACACUGGACUCUUUAAUUCCUCUGCAUGAAGACCUUCUCAGGAGACUGAAAGAAAUUAGGAAGUCUGAUGGAUCUACGGAUUCAGUUGGUCAUAUCCUUGUGAGCUGGUUGCCUUGCCUGAAUUCCUACGACAGCUAUUGCAGCAACCAGGUAGCUGCCAAGGCAUUAUUGGACCAUAAGAAACAGGAUCAUCGAGUACAAGAUUUCCUGCAGCGUUGUCUAGAGUCACCUUUCAGUCGCAAACUGGACCUCUGGAACUUCCUUGACAUCCCAAGAAGCCGUCUGGUGAAAUACCCAUUGCUACUCAGAGAAAUCCUGCGACAUACACCAAAUGAUCAUCCAGACCAACAGCACCUUGAAGAAGCUAUUAAUAUUGUCCAAGGCAUAGUGGCAGAAAUUAACAAGAAGACAGGUGAAUCUGAAUGUCAGUAUUAUAAAGAGAGGCUAAUAUAUCUGGAUGAAGGCCAGAAGGACUCCCUGAUAGAUGAGUCACGUGUUGUGUGUUGUCAUGGUGAACUAAAGAACAACAGGGGAGCGAAAUUGCAUGUCUUUCUCUUCCAAGAAGUGCUAGUGAUUACUCGGACAGUUACACAAAAUGAACAGCUCUGUUACCAAUUGUAUCGCCAACCCAUCCCGGUGAAGGAUCUUGUGCUGGAGGAUUUGCAAGAUGGAGAGGUGCGAUUAGGUGGAUCCAUACGUGGUGCAUUUAGCAACAAUGAGAGAAUUAAAAACUUUUUCAGAGUCAGUUUCAAAAAUGGAUCUCAGAGCCAGUCCCAUUCAUUACAAGCAAAUGAUACCUUUAACAAACAGCAGUGGCUCAACUGUAUCCGUCAAGCCAAAGAAUCUGUCUUUUGUGCAUCAGGCGAAGGACUUGACUCUGAGGGACCUUUACUAACAUCCUCAAAUAGGAACAGAAUAUCACGUCAAGAGUCAAAACUUGAGCAAAUGGACCAGUCAGACAGUGGAUCUGACUGCAGUAUGGACACCAGUGAAAUCAGCAUUGACUGUGACCACAUGGAACAAACAGACUCUUGGAAGAAUGACCAAGAAUUAGAAAGCAAUGUCUGACAAGAACUUCACAGAGAUCUUCUGUGUUUUACCUGUACAGUAUCUGCAUUCCAUAUAUGGAGUAAGAAGCACUUUUUAAAGUAUUUUUGUGACAAUAUCAGCUCAGCCACUAUUAUAUUUGUACCUUUUGACCACAGUACUGUAACUGCCAGUGUGUAAUUUGGAAUGUAAAGCAACUAUAAUCCUGUGAUAUUCUAUAUAUGUCUCAAUGGCUGAGAGAGGUACUUGACCAACUAUUUCAAAUGUCCUGCUGGUAGAUAUAACCUCUAUACUACUGUUUUUAAUGCAUAUUACACCAUAGAUGUCUCUGCUCAUAAAGUGCCCAGUUUUGACCUCUCAUAAAAAACUGAAUGCAGGAGAUCUAUAAUGUGUUUAAGAAGGUUAUCAAAGCCUGACACUAAAUGUAAGUGUUGCAUUACUUUGUGACUUGAUAUGAAUCAUCGGGUGACUACUUGCAAGUGUGAGUGAAACAUUACAGGUGGGACUUCCUUAUCACCUCAGACAUGAUUUUUAAUAGUUUGUUCACAAAGUGUUGAGAAAACAAACAAUGUACAGGCAUAUGGGAACCAGACCUACAGAGUAAGCUUACAUAGAUAACAGUAUUGCUAUCAGGUCAGCAACAAUCUUAAAAUACAGAUAGAUUCUUGCCUUUAUGAAGAAAUGCAUAUUUAUUGUGGCUAUUUGCAGUGUGCAUUCUCGCAGUACACAGAUACAAUCUAAACAAUCCUUUGAAAGGAGAUGGUUGGCAGUGCUGAAUCUCCUUGCAGACAAAUAGAUCAUAGUGCAUUUUCUAACUCAUUUGUCAUAAAAUCUUAGAAGACUGCUCCAGAAAAAAAGUGAAACCGAUAAAUCCCAAUCAAUGACCGACUUUGUUAGAACUGUUAUUUUUAUGAAGCCACGAACUGAGUCUGCGGCCAGGAAUUGUAUGUGUAAUGGUGUUCUCCAAUAUCAGAUAGUUGUUUUUUUUGGGGGGGGGGGUUGCAUUUGAGUAUUUUUAGUUGCAUCUAUCAUUGUUCUGAGCUUGGGACAGCUUAUUCAUUUGGGGGGGGGAUUCAACUUUGCCUUCUCGACAGUUGUUCGGACCACAACAUUCACUGCUGUCAUAAUAUGCCAUUUGUACAUAGGGGCACUAUUGGAUGCCCUCCUCAAGAGCUAGGAUUCCAAACAAAGGCCGAGCAGUUAUUGCAGAUAUUGUUAAAGACAUUCAGGGAAACUUGGAAAAUUUAGAGGUAUAACUCCAUACUAAACAAGCUAUCAAAAUUGUCACUUGUUCACUGUGUUCACAGAAGACACCUUCAUGAUAAUUGAGUGUUAAUUAUUAAGAUUUUAAUGGGGUUAAUUUAUUAUGAUUAAAAUAAUAAAUUUGAAUUGUAAACUGAAUAUAAAGCUUUAGUUCAUAAUCAUUUUUCUAAGAAGAUGCCCAAAGAAAUUGUACAUUAUUGAGAUACAAUGUAUUUGGCUGCAUUCUCAUUUACUCCCGAAUACAACUGUCUGUGUAACUAUAUCCACUAGUACUCCAAACUCUGGCAGCACUGUUACAUCUCAAAAAACCUUAGCCCUUUCUUCUGUUAGUGUGAAGGACAUCUCUGGCUCUGUACCCUUGGUUGAGAAAAUGCCAAUAAAAUUGGUAGUUUUGGGCCAAAUUUUCAUUGAAAGUUUUAAAAACACUGAAAUAUUUUAUUUGAGCUACUUCCUGCUAAUGCCAUGCCUUUAACUUGCAAUUCAGUGCACUGAAAGGUUUCCUUCUACUGUUACUACUUACUUUCCAUGCAAUAUAAAUUCUGACCUCGGUGCAAGCAGUAAAAUUAUUAAAAUGUUGCCAAAAUGCAUAUUUUGAAUAUUUUACAUGUUUACUGAAAAAGUAGGGAAAUAAAAUAGUGUCAACAUUAAUUUGUACAUGUUUUGCUGGGUGCUACAGGAGUCAUUGUGUUGCAGCCAUUAUGCUGAAAUAACGAAUACAAAAUAGGUGAUUUUACUUUUAUCUUUUAAAAAAGAUAUUAGUCUAAUUUUACUCCUUAGAACAUUACUGUACAGGGUUUAAACAGGAUAAUUAUUUUGUAUUUCGCUCGUAUAAUUUAUUUAAAUUGCUUCAUUUUGGAAGCUGAAUAUUAAGAAUAAGAGAAAUAUGACUUAAUGCAGAAACCACAUUUGGUCAGUGGAACUAUUUACAAAAGCAUUCCUGUACACAAUUACCUGGAUUUCCCACUGAAUAAAGAGGAUAUGCUUUUCAGUAAAUAUGAACAGGACUGCACUAUUAGGAUGCUAACUACUGAAAUUACAACAACUUGACAAAAUGUUGGGGAACUGUACUCUUCAUUUAUUAAAAAGUAAUAUAUGUUCUGAUUACAUUUUUUUGCCUACCACCUUAAACUUUUCUUAAAGAGUUUCAAUAGAUUAAACAUAAUGGGUUUUUUCAUAACUUCUUGCCUAAUAUGUAAAGAUGGAUCCUUCAGGUUUUUUAAUCAAAUUCUUGCCAGCAAUUUGACAUUUGAUAUUUCAUGUAAAAUAUGAUUUUUAAAGUCUCCAAACUUAAUCACAGUAGUUGAACUGUAAUUACAAUUAAAAAAAAUAAAAGUUUUAGGAUUAAGUACAAAUAACAGCCUAGAUCUAUUCAUUAAAAUAACAGAUCAGUGGAAUCCAUAAAGAAUUGUAGGACACCAAAAUAAGUAGCAGCAAUCACAAGUCACCUACAUUAUACAGGUCCACACAUUUGGGAUUUCAUCAUAGUUCAUUCUGUUGUGGAUUGGAUUGUCGUCCCCCCCCCCUUUUUUUUUCUUCAUGGCAAGAUAUUUUUGUUGAAAAGGCAUUGUCCAUUCAUGCUACAGGUAAGUGGUUGUUGUUGAUGUCUGUCACUUGGUUCUCAUUUCACAUGCUUACUGUAUGUUUUGUACAGUGUCAGACUUUUUCAUGUCUGAGCAUGUCUGCUGUUGAAAGGCCUUCCAGUUUGGAUCCAGAUGUGUGAUUAGAUAGUGUUAUUUGGACGAGUGUUUUGCUUUCUCCCAGUGGUUGUUUGAAAAUCUUCAGAUCUGGGAGCCUCGUCUUAAAACAUGAUCUCUUCCUUCAUUUUGGGCUGUCUCAUUAUAGGGCAGUGGUGGCGAAUCUAUGGGACACGUACCAGAAGAGUCAUGAAAUGCCUCCACUUGCCAUCCCUCCCCCUGCUCGCUCACCCCUGCCCUCUCGCAUGUCCACAACUCACCCCUCCCCCCCCCCCCCCCCAGUUUGGGCAUUCAAUCUCUAAAAGGUUCGCCAUCACUGUCAGGGUUUUCAAGGUAAAAUGUAUUCGGGAAUGGUUUACCAUUUCCUUUUCCUGCCCAAUACUAAUGCUUUCAGAUUAAGCCUCUGCCAUUACACACACACUGCUGCUGCCCAGUACCUUUCAUACACCAGAAUACGGCAUUUGACAUAUUUAGUUCCUUAACAAAAGCAGUUCCUUAACAAAACCCACAGCAUAGCCUCUUAUGUUAUGAGGAAAAGAGGCAGCUCUUUUCAAUAUGCAAGAUCUGCAGGAAGAACUGGAAGCCAGGAGUGGUUUUUAUCAGCUCAGGCUGAUUUGGCAAGUGAGAUAUUGACCAGUUAUUUAUAAUUGAGUUACCUCUAAGUCAGAAUGUUUUCUCUGAGGGACUUUAAAAGUGACAGCUUUAAUAGAAGCUUGGACAAAAUAAAUCCAUCCAUUCACAGUCUGUACUGGUGAAGUAUUCAAGAUGUCAAUUAUUUAUAUUUAAAAUGAAUGUGCAAAGUGCUUCCUUCCAGAUGUUGUACUACAAAUCCCAUAAGCCCUGGUCACCAGAGUCAAUGGUGAGGAAUGCUGGAAAUGAUAGAUGAGUAAUGCCAGGAGUCCUGGCCCUGUAUUAAAGCUCCAGACAGCCCAGAAAAGGGCCAGGAUUAAAACAAUCAUUGGAUUACUUUCAUGAAUCCAAUGAGAGAUUGAAAAUAUUUUUCCUUGAACAGUAACCUACCAUACUGAAUAGUAAUCUGAUUUUAAAACAGACUUUUAAAAAUGUAUACUAAAGUAAAAAGAUUCCACCAGGGUAAAUAAAGUCCUCUUUUUGCAAGUUUUAUUAGCUCUUUACAUCCCCAGUCACAACUAAUAUUUUACUGUCAAAAAUAAUAUGUACAAAAAGAAAAAAACAGCCUGUUGGUAAGUUCAUGCUGCCAUCUGCUGGAGGGUUUAAAUGUAAAAUGACAGUUGAUUGGAAGAAUAAUCAAUUGAUGAAACUACCUUUAAUCAUAUUUUUAAAAAACAUAACACAGUGAACCGUUGCCUACUCAAUGCUGAAAUAUGCAAAUUAAAAUAAAAUAUGAAAUUAUCUCGGCAUGAAGAAAGAAGUAUGGCUAUACAAAGAUUACCUUGUAACCACCUGUAUCAAAAUUGUAUACAUUCAAUACAUCUCUUGGCAGAAAAUGCAAAGAAAACAUUCUUUCUGUAUUGCCUCUUACUAUAAUUUUGCCAUGCUUAAAAAUUUAACAUGUUUGUUUUGUUUUAUAUUUUAGGUUGCCAAUCUGUAGUUCUUGAGAGUUGUUCUAAAUACAAUUACUUUUUAUUUUU
Molecule: messenger RNA, 6837 nt
Organism: Anolis carolinensis (green anole)
Lineage: Eukaryota; Metazoa; Chordata; Lepidosauria; Squamata; Anolidae
Gene: arhgef3
Product: Rho guanine nucleotide exchange factor 3
Exons: 10
Coding region: 765-2291 (508 amino acids)
Biological process (GO): intracellular signal transduction; positive regulation of Rho protein signal transduction
Molecular function (GO): guanyl-nucleotide exchange factor activity
Source: RefSeq, a predicted model, not a curated record